CACUUGUUAGCAAACAUACAGCCUUCUUGAAUUAAAGUUCAUCCCCAAGCUGCCCUGGAUCCAACCUUGAAGAGAGAACUCGCUUUUUUGAUUAACCCCAGCGUAAUUACAGCGUGCGUCCUCUCCCCGGUUUGCCAUUUAGUCAGUCAUAUCAUUUGCAAAUUAGGAACGUAUUAAUGUGGCUAUACUAGACCCAAGUUAUGGGACGAGUUGUGGUGAUACUGCUGGGAUAUUUUACAUCCUGUAGGUCUGUUUGCUAUGUGACUUCAGUGUGUAAAAUAUGUCUAGACCAGAAUAAGGUAAAGGCAAACAAAAAAAACAUCUUUCCCAUUAAGAUCCUGUUACAUUUUGUAACAAAGAGCUUUCAUGUGUUUCUGACAGCGGUGUUUGUUGUCAGCUGAGCCUAAAUAGAUAAAACAAUCCCAUUCAGGGGCCACCGGGUUUGCAGGGCCUGCUGCGCCAUAAUGCUCAGCACAAGCUCUCCGCUGACUGCUUAAAACGAAGUGUUUUUUGUCAAUAUUAGCCGGACUACUUGGGGGGAAGUUUAUAAUUGGACAUGUGUUUCCCCCGCUUUUUGUCGUUUGGAGAUCAACUGAUUCUUUUGUAAUACGUUUUUAAAAGCAAUGAACGAUUCAGAAGGAGGGAUGAAGUGUUCUUAGAGUUCCCUUUCAGCCUUUAGAAUUGGCCAGAGCAACCCGCCGAGAAACACGGAGGCCCUGGAAGUAUUUAAUCCAGGGGAUGGGCCCACGAGGCUGUCACACAGCUGAGAUUCAGGCACGCGCAGGUAUACCAGUUUAUUCACGAAAACCCGCGCUAAGUUGGCUUCCCCCUAGAGACCCCCUAAAGAAUACUUUCAUUUUGCUUUUAAAGUAUGGAGGACAUGCUUUUUGACUUCGACCAGGAUGGAACAACGGAUUUUGCAUUUUGGGGACAGAUGGACCAAAACUUCCAGUUUCAAAGCCAGCUGGACACCUUCCUGCUGGACUACACCGCAGCCGCCGGCCAGCUCUCGCCCUGGUCGUCUUUCGGCAGCCAGUCCAUGUUCCCGGACUCUCAGCUGACCUUCACAGACCUCGACUUGCAGUCUCCGGAGGCCGGAACCUGUGCUGAUGGGGAAAGCUCCUCCGUGGACGAACCCCUGGAGGGGGAAAAGCGCAGGGCGCGGCGGCUGGUUCCCCAUCAGCCCUACAAGGUGCAGCGGCAUGCCGCCAACAUCCGGGAGAGGAAGAGGAUGCUGAGCAUCAAUUCCGCCUUCGAGGAGCUGCGCUGCCACGUACCAACGUUUCCCUACGAGAAGCGGCUGUCGAAGAUAGACACUCUGAGACUGGCCAUAGCCUACAUCGCCCUGCUGAGAGAGAUCCUCAUGUCAGGCUGCGACCCCAAAUCCUAUGUGGACGAGUGCAUGAAGAAUGGCUACAAGAAUCAUACCAACGCCAUCUGGAACACAAGUGAUCUGACAGCCCGCCUCUCUUGGAUAAAGUGGGAUUAACUGAGGAACAUGGGGCACCCUGAGUGUGGAGAUUGUACCAGGGAGGAGGUUCAGGAUUGUUUCUCGCUCUUCUCUCUCUCUCUACAUGUCAAAGACAGGCGGCCGGCCGCCACGACAGAACCGACCGACAUCUGCAGACUUCUCACUGGGUCACACACCUCAGGCUUUCUCAGCCCCAUCCACGCCUUCGCCCUCCGUGGCUUUUAAUAUUCUAAUUUAUUGUUAACUGGUAAUUGAGAGCCAUUGUUUCUGGGGCUGGGGAGGGAAAGAGGGUUGGCAUUGUUUGCCCAAAUGGGUGGCACUUGUCACAGAGAGGGGGGCACAUUGGCAUGAGACUGAAUGGACUUCCUAAGGGCUCAUACUUCUGCAUGCACUGAAGUGUUCUCUGGACUCUCGCUCAUUAGUCUGCGAGUCGAUGUGUUAAAAAGAGCCUUGAUCAUGUAAAUGAGACAAUGGGCGUGAGAAGCAGAUCAGUGCAAUGUGUUUUAGCAUGUCAGGUGCUGCUUCCAAAGACGGCAGCCAGGCUAGUAGUGUGCGGUUUGUUUUAUGUGAAACCUCCCUCAACUGUAUUUAUUUAUUUAUUUAUUGCAUGUUCGUGACCAAAUAGCCUGCUUGUACUACUUUCUUGGAUGUGUAUUUGUACAAAUUGUGAUUAUUUAUUGUUCUGUAACUCAAAAGAGACUGCUGUGUUUAUUGUGGAUGUACUGUACAUUUGCUCCCCGCUCUGUGAAAGUGUCAUUUUCCUUAAAGGGAUCACCACAGAAAACCUCACUCAGCACCUUUCUAGUUUAAUGCGUUAAAAAUGAUCUCUGGUCAAGAUCAUAAAAAGCAGCCCCUCCCUUCCUUCUCUAGUUUGGUUUUAUUUAUGGUAGAUUCCUUAAUGUCUUUUUGUAUUGAGGUCAUCAGUCUGUUACAAGGUCGGUGAAGCGCCUACAUAUCAUCUCUCUCUCUUGGGCUAACCCUCUGUCCCUGAUUUCUUUUCCUGUUAGCUUCAUAAAAUACUCUAAGGCACACUUAAAUUUGGAUGGAUAUUUCUAUUCAUACCAGUGGACCAUGUUUAACCAAUUUCUUAUUACACACACUCCAUAAAUUUAGUCAACACUUUAGGACAGUGAGUCCAGGUGCAGAGCUGUGCUGACCACAUGACCUGGGCCGGUGAAGAGUGUUACAGGUGUCGUUCCUUAUAGUGAGCCAUAUUCCCAGCCUUAAACUGCUGCUGUGCCUAACUUCAUGAUGGAUUAACUGCUGGUGCUAGUGGAGCCAAAAAAUCACUGUUUAACAGGACAAAGAAUUUUCAUGUAGCAGUUGAGAAGGAAAUAAAUAAAAUAACUUCUAACAGUCGGGUUCUGAUGUGUAACUGUGUGUUACACAGUUGCAGCAAGGACAUUUUUGGUAAUUAAAGUGCCAGUUAGUGCCUCCUGGCUAACAAUACAUGCUGUACCAGUGUAAUCAAAUCAAAUAUGAGUUCUGUGUGUUAGCAUGCUAACAUUCGCUGAUUAGCAAUAGGCCCAGACAAACACAAACUGUGGACGAGAUGGAUGGGAACGUCAUUAUUUUUGCAGGUAGCCUAUUUGGUCAUAAACCAGAUUGAGUUUUUGUGAUGGAGGUAAAUCAAAAUUCAAAGGAUCGCCCUUAUAAACAGUUAUUAAAAUUCAUCCUGAGGGGAACAUGAACGUCUGUUCCAAACUUCAUGACAAAAACAAUUGUUAAGCC
This is a messenger RNA of Micropterus salmoides (largemouth bass), 3202 nucleotides long. Its product is annotated as fer3-like protein. The record is from RefSeq and is a predicted model, not a curated record. Gene Ontology annotation, molecular function: protein dimerization activity; RNA polymerase II transcription regulatory region sequence-specific DNA binding; DNA-binding transcription factor activity, RNA polymerase II-specific. NCBI's taxonomy places the organism in Eukaryota, Metazoa, Chordata, Actinopteri, Centrarchiformes, Centrarchidae. The transcript is spliced from 2 exons. The coding region runs from base 872 to 1489 and encodes 205 amino acids. Gene Ontology annotation, biological process: regulation of transcription by RNA polymerase II; developmental process.